AUGGGCAAACACUGGAGGAAAUUAGGGCAGAGUACAACAGUCAGCAGAAAAAGAGACUCUGCAGGCAAAAUGGCUGCCGCCAUUCUUGAAUUGCAAGAGGAUGCAAGCCAGAAACCUGCAUGCUCAACCACUGCAUCAGAAAUAGAUGUCCAAGCCACAAAACCAAAGAAAGCCCGACAAAACAAAAAGAAAAAAACACCAAAGAAAAAAAAAAUGCAUGCAACUCUGCCAUCCAAGCCAGCUAUCCAUCCAGAAAAACUCGCAGAGAUGAUGGAAUUGGUAGGUGAAGAUUAUACAAGUUCACAUUCCACCCCCAAGAUAAAACAACCAACAAGAACAUCGAUAUCGACCACUCAAAGAACGCCUAUAAAAGUGAUGAACACCUCAACCCCAAACAAUGAAUCUACACCGAGAAGUGUGUCAUCCGCCAAAAAUACUCCAAGGAAACAAGCAAACAUAUUGACCCCAGAGAAGCAACCUAUGCCUACAAUUUCAUCAACCUCCAAAAAUACCCCAAAGAAACGAGCAAAUGUUGUGACCCCUAAAAAGCUACUUGUACCAGAAAGUACAUCAACCACCACAACAACGCCUAAUAAACAAGGAAACAUUUUGACCACAAGGAAGCAACCUGUUUCUUUCAACAUACAGCUAAUUCAUUUGCUGGGAAACAGAGCAGCAUGA
Molecule: messenger RNA, 681 nt
Organism: Ostrea edulis (European flat oyster)
Lineage: Eukaryota; Metazoa; Mollusca; Bivalvia; Ostreida; Ostreidae
Exons: 1
Coding region: 1-681 (226 amino acids)
Source: RefSeq, a predicted model, not a curated record